This is a messenger RNA of Condylura cristata (star-nosed mole), 5939 nucleotides long. It is a transcript of the gene GIGYF1, whose product is annotated as GRB10 interacting GYF protein 1. The transcript is spliced from 28 exons. The record is from RefSeq and is a predicted model, not a curated record. Gene Ontology annotation, molecular function: protein binding. NCBI's taxonomy places the organism in Eukaryota, Metazoa, Chordata, Mammalia, Eulipotyphla, Talpidae. Gene Ontology annotation, biological process: insulin-like growth factor receptor signaling pathway. The coding region runs from base 651 to 3752 and encodes 1033 amino acids.
UGCUUCUCACUGGAGUCACUUUCCUGGGGUUUGUUCCUUAUAACCAGGACAGACCAGUGAAGACCAGAAGUGGACAGCAGCAAGGAGAGCCAGCUUUGCCCUUCCCUGGAAGGGUGGGAGGAGUUGUGGAGUCUUGGAGUUGAUGGGAACUCUAGAGGCGCUCCGGUCCAGCCUCCCCCCCAGCCAGUGAGGGAAGCCCCCUGUGCACCUCCCUGCAACCCUGCCUGCCCGUCCUCUGCUCGGAUCCACCAGGGAUGCGCCGCCUCCUGAGAAUCCCCUCCGCUGUUCCUUAGAGGGACAGGUCACUGUCGCUGCUGCCGCUGCUUCUGCCAGCCUCGUAACUCUGCCCUUACUUCUACUUUAUGGAUAUUUCCCCGAUGUGAAGGCCCUUUCCCAGGCACCAUUGUGGUCAAAGCUUCAUCGAGUGGCUUGCGGACCCUGGUUCAUUCUAGCAUAGGCCCCUGCCUGAAGCACCUGCCUCGCCCACCCUGCUUCUCCAGGCAAGGCUGCCAGGUUUCUGCUCAUCAACACUCCUUUUUGGUUAACUCAUGGUGGGAGUGGCCACGUGGCUGGCUUAGGUGUUUGGAGCGUGAACGCCAGGUGCCCCGCUGCUCAUUCCCUCUGACCUCUAGGAUACCUCCAGCUCCGCAAUGGCAGCAGAGACCCUCAACUUUGGGCCAGAGUGGCUGAGGGCCCUUUCCAGUGGUAGCAGCGUGGCCUCCCCACCCCCUUCUCCUGCCAUGCCCAAAUACAAGCUAGCUGACUACCGCUAUGGGCGAGAAGAGAUGCUGGCCCUUUAUGUCAAGGAGAACAAGGUCCCUGAUGAGCUGCAGGACAAGGAGUUUGCCGCGGUACUACAGGAGGAACCACUGCAGCCUUUGGCACUGGAACCCUUAACAGAGGAGGAGCAGAGAAACUUCUCCCUGUCCGUGAACAGUGUGGCCGUGCUGAGGCUGAUGGGGAAAGGGGCUGGCCCCCCCCUUGGAGGUGGAACCUCCCGUGGCAGGGGCAGCACUCGGAGCCGAGGCCGUGGCCGCGGCGACAGUUCCUUUUACCAAAGAAGCAUUGAAGAAGGAGAUGGAACCUUUGGACGAAACCCCCGGGAGAUCCAGCGCAGCCAGAGUUGGGAUGACAGAGGCGAGAGGCGGUUUGAGAAGUCAGCAAGGAGGGAAGGAGCACGCUCCGGGUUUGAGGAGGGAGGGGCUGGCUCGAGGAAGGAACAUGCCCGCUCAGAUAGCGAGAACUGGCGUUCUCUCCGAGAGGAGCAAGAGGAAGAAGAGGAAGGAAGCUGGAGACUUGGGGCAGGACCCCGACGAGAUGGUGACCGCUGGCGCUCAGCUAGCCCUGAUGGCGGCCCCCGCUCUGCUGGCUGGCGGGAACAUGGGGACCGGCGUCGCAAAUUUGAAUUUGAUUUGCGAGGGGAUCGAGGAGGGUGUGGUGAAGAGGAGGGGCGAGGUGGGGGAGGCAGCUCUCACCUCCGGAGGUGCCGAGGGCCUGACGGUUUUGAGGAUGACAAGGAUGGGCUCCCGGAGUGGUGCCUGAACGAUGAGGAUGAAGAAAUGGGCACCUUUGAUGCCUCUGGGGCCUUCUUGCCUCUCAAGAAGGGUCCCAAGGAACCCAUACCUGAGGAGCAGGAGCUGGACUUCCAGGGUCUGGAGGAAGAGGAAGAGGAGCCUGGCGAAGGGCUGGAUGAGGAGGGGCCUGAGGCAGGUGGGAAGGAGCUGACUCCACUGCCCUCUCAGGAGGAGAAGUCCAGCUCCUCAUCCCCACUGCCCACCUUGGGCCCACUCUGGGGUGCCAACGGGGAAAGUGCUGAUGCUUUGGAGAAAGACCUGCAGGCAGCUGAAGGAGAUGAUAGGAGGGGAAUGCAGCUGAGCCCCGGGGUAGGCUCACCCCCUGGCCCUCCUGGAGAUCUGGAAGACGAUGAAGGCUUAAAGCACCUGCAGCAGGAGGCAGAGAAGCUGGUGGCCUCCCUGCAGGACAGCUCCCUGGAGGAGGAGCAGUUCACAGCUGCCAUGCAGGCCCAGGGCCUGCGCCACUCUGCAGCUGCCACUGCCCUCCCCCUCAGCCAUGGUGCAGCCCGGAAGUGGUUCUACAAAGAUCCACAAGGAGAGAUCCAAGGCCCCUUCACCACGCAGGAGAUGGCAGAGUGGUUCCAGGCGGGCUAUUUCUCCAUGGCCUUGCUGGUGAAGCGGGGCUGUGAUGAAGGCUUCCAGCCCUUGGGUGAGGUGAUCAAGAUGUGGGGUCGUGUGCCCUUUGCCCCAGGGCCCUCACCACCCCCACUGCUGGGAAACAUGGACCAGGAGCGGCUGAAGAAGCAACAGGAGCUAGCAGCAGCUGCUUUGUACCAACAGCUGCAGCACCAGCAGUUUCUUCAGUUGGUCAACAGCCGCCAGCUCCCGCAGUGUGCACUCCGGGAAAAGGCGGCCCUGGGGGACCUGACACCGCCACAGCAGCAGCAGCUCACCGCUUUCCUGCAGCAGCUCCAAGCUCUCAAACCCCCCAGAGGUGGGGACCAGAACCUGCUCCCCACGAUGAACCGCUCCUUGUCGGUGCCGGAUUCAAGCCCUCUCUGGGACAUACAUACCUCAGCCUCAUCACAGUCAGGCGGUGAGGCCAGUCUUUGGGACAUACCAAUUAACUCUUCGACUCAGGGUCCAAUUCUAGAACAACUCCAGCUGCAACACAAAUUUCAAGAACGCAGAGAAGUGGAGCUCAGGGCCAAGCGGGAGGAGGAAGAGCGCAAGCGCCGGGAGGAGAAGCGUCGCCAGCAACAGGAGGAACAGAAGCGGCGACAGGAAGAGGAGGAGUUGUUUCGGCGCAAGCAGGUGCGGCAGCAGGAGCUCCUGCUGAAGCUGAUACAGCAGCAGCAAGCAGUAGCUGCUGUUCCUGUGCCCCCUGCGCCCAGCUCUCCACCCCCGCUGUGGGCUGGCCUAGCCAAGCAAGGCCUCUCCAUGAAGACGCUGCUUGAGCUGCAGUUGGAGGGUGAGCGGCAGCUGCAUAAGCAGCCCCCACCUCGGGAGCCAGCCCGGACCCAGGCCCCCAACCACCGAGUGCAGCUUGGGGGCCUGGGUACUGCCCCCCUGAACCAGUGGGUAUCUGAGGCCGGGCCGCUGUGGGGCGGGCCUGACAAGAGUGGGGGCAGCAGCAGCAGCCUGGGGCUCUGGGAGGACACCCUCAAGAGUGGCGGGAGCCUGGCUCGCAGCCUGGGCCUGAAGAACAGCCGGAGCAGCCCCUCUCUCAGCGACUCGUAUAGCCACCUGUCAGGUCGGCCUGUGCGCAAAAAGACAGAGGAGGAAGAGAAACUGCUGAAGCUGCUACAGGGCAUCCCCAGGCCCCAGGAUGGCUUCACUCAGUGGUGUGAGCAGAUGCUGCACACCCUGAGCACCACGGGCAGCCUGGAUGUGCCCAUGGCUGUGGCGAACCUCAAGGAGGUAGAGUCCCCCUAUGAUGUCCAUGAUUAUAUCCGUUCUUGCCUGGGGGACACGCUGGAAGCCAAAGAAUUUGCCAAACAAUUUCUGGAGCGGAGAGCCAAGCAGAAAGCUAGCCAGCAGCGGCAGCAGCAGCAGGAGGCUUGGCUGAGCAGUGGUUCCCUGCAGACAGCCUUUCAGACCAACCAUAGCACCAAACUCGGCCCUGGGGAGGGCAGCAAGGCCAAGAGGCGGGCACUAAUGCUGCACUCAGACCCCAGCAUCUUGGGGUACUCCCUGCACGGACCUUCUGGUGAGAUCGAGAGCGUGGAUGACUACUGACCAGCCUGUCCCACCAGCCCCUAGGCUAUAGGCCCAGGGUGGCAGCAGCAGCGGCUUGGACCCUUGGGUCCCCGACCUGCCAGCUCCCCAGAAGGAGCAUAGGAGGAAGCAGGGGCAGGGUCCCCAGCACUUGUUACAAACCACACGAUGCACCUUAACUCACCCACCACGAGGCACUUUACAGAUUGGGGGGGAAGGGUUUUUUUUUUUUUUUUUCCUUUUUUAAAAAAUUUUAAACAUUGAAGAAAAUGUUAGGAGACAGAAGAAAUCUUUAAAAACUAGACGCUAAGCACCUCUUCUCUCCUUCUGGAGAUGAGGGUGAUGGUGAAAGGUCCACAGAAGAGUUUGUUUCGUUUUGUUUUUUUUUUUAAGAAAAAAAAAGAAAAAUAUGAAAAAAAAAAGUUAGGAGACUGAAAGAAAAAAACACACUGUUAUUUUGGGGCAUUUGGGGAUACAGGCCCCACAGACCUGUCCUGCCUGGCUCCCGAGGCUGCACUUACCUGCCCAGCAAGCAAGGUGGGCCAUUGGGGUAACUGGAAGCUGGGGUGCUAGCAGUUUGCACAGCGAGGCCCCCUCAGCCCCGCCGGCCGGACCCGCUGUGAACGGCCCCCUUAUUGCUGUGACUGGCAGAGGUGUUGGGGUGGGGGCAGUGUAGCCCCUUGGCUUUGCUGCUUCUGGGGGAAGUUGCACAAGUAGGCCUAGCCACCUCGGCUCCCCAGGCUGCCAGCCAGUGCCAACCUCACCUGGCUGUCGUAGCAGCAGAACUUCCACGCUGGCCCUGGUGAGGGGCUUCCCACCCCUGCCAUGGGGAGGUGGGGGAUGAGGUGGUGGGUGGUCUGGGUGUGAAGCUUAAAACCCCACCUCCCUGCCUUGCCACAUGAAUGUAUUCUUUGGGCCACAAGCCCCUGCUUGCCCCUCAACCUGAGCAAGGUAGGGGCAGGGUGGUUCCUCCAGGAGCUGGAGGGAGAGGCGCCACUUGAUGACUGUUUCUCCUGUAAUGGGGGCAAGAGGAGGGGCCUGGAGGGCCUCAGGAGUGGGGGGGGCACUUGGGGUUGCCGGUUGCAAUGUGGGGGGCUAUUGGAAGGGAGCUCCCCGCUGCAGCUGGUUGUGUGGGAUGCAAACCCCUCCCCCCCAGCUCCAUGCUGACCCCCCCUCCCCCCACUGACCAAAUGGGAAAGGAGGUGUGAUUCUCCCUGCUCCCUGAAACAUUUUUAAUGUUAGGUAAGGUGGCGGGUUAGGGUGCCCUUCUGUUCCUCACUGACUUGUGAUUCCUAAUCGCCUACCUGGGUUUGUCUCCAUUGGGUUGUUUUUUGUUUUAAGUUUUACCUUUGGGUUUUCAUCUAACUUCUCCCAUUGACCUCAUUGCUUAGAGUGCAGUAUUAGGGCAAGAUUCUCCCACUGCCUCCCCUCCAUGAAUGUAUUUCUCCUUCCUGCCCUGGGGAAAUGGGGAGUGGCCCCAGUUUUCUUUCUCCACUCAUCCCCAGAGCUGACUUUUUUUUUUUUUUUUUUGCACCAAAGUGGCAACUGGGUCAGUGUUGGGGGAUCAAGCUGGCCUCGGGGGUGGAGGGGCCGCCUCCACCUGCUUCUCCCUGGUUUCAACAGUGUUAGUGUCCGUGAAAAGACAAUUUUCUCUAAAGCAAUAAGGGGGUGAUGGGCCAGGGGGAAAUGUCUUGCUGCUGCUGGCCCUCCAGCCCCCCCCUUUCCUCACACCAGUGUUUGGUGGCAUUAGAGGUAUGGGGGGGUACUGUUGUGACUGAAUGUAACUGCCCCACCCCUGCCGCAGCCAAUGCAGGGGAGGGGAUGACACUCUGCCCUGUCUUCUUCCUUCCCAUUUCCCCCCCAGCUAAAGAGACUGAACUUAGGGGGCCCUUGAGCCUGGAGAGGCCUUAACCCUGUGAGGAAGUAUAGGGGGAGCCCUCUCCCAUCCCCAUCCCCUUCUGAGAGUGGUCAAUGUUUACAAGCCCCUGAGCUCCCCAGCCCAGGGACUCAGAACCCAUCACUGUCCUUUCCUGACCCUUCUUCCUGAGUCGCAGCUGCUCUCCCCGCCUUCCCAGGGUUGGGGUGGAAGCAGAGGUCUCUAGCCUUGUCUGCCUUGUACCUAAAUCUCCCAGCCCCACCCUAUGUGACUCCCCCCUUUACCAGACCCUGUAAAUACCCCCUCCUUCCCCUAAUAAAACUUGGUGUGUU